AUGUCUAGCAAGUAACUGUAAGGAGGUUGCCAUAGUAACAGUAAACAAGUUAACACCGGCGCAUCGGGGAUACCUGUGGUGAAACUCGGUACAAGGUUAAUAGAGCAGUCCCAAAGCUGCAAGACAGUGGGAGCUAAUGAAACACAUGAAAUGGUUUCCCUGAGGAAGAAGAGUUGAUGUCAACAUGAAGGCCACCGAUUCUGCCAAUGCUGUAAUCCUGAACCUAGAGAAACUGGAGGAUGGCAAGGAACACAAUUCUCCUGAGAUCAAAGUGGGAUUACCCGACAUCAACCCAGGCAGAGUGAAGUUAGCCAAGAGUUUGGUGGAGAAGGCAAUUAAGAUGCACAAGAUAUUCACCAUCCAAGGCCCGUAUCCUGUCAUCAGGGCAGCUUUGAAGGCCAGAGGCUGGAUUGAACAACGAAUGCCGCAGCAGGUCCAGCAGCGUCUGAACAGUGACAGCAGAUCGAAUGAUGCGGAAGAAGACAACUCAGAGGAAACUGAAAAAGAGAAGGAGCCAGAUAGACUGCACAGUCUCAUGUCUCGCCUUGUGCGGAACGAGAUGGUUUAUUUCUACUGGACAAACCGUAGAGACGCAAUCAGCACAAACAACUUGCAGAAAGAACAGAUUAUCAAUCAUUUUGCUAAAGCAGGCAGUUUCACCACAAAGGCGGGGUUGUGUGUGAACUUAAGGAACCUCCACUGGUUUGACACGGCUGACCCAGACAGCUUCUUCCCCCGCUGUUACAAACUCGCAGCCCAGGAUGAGAAGCACGCUUUCAUUGAGGACUACAGGCGGACUGCGUGCACUAGUCUACUGAAAUAUGUUGUGGAAAAGGACCAGAACAUUCAGUGGAACGAAAUAUAUCAGAACUUUCAGGAUGUUCAGUGGCUGAAGAAACAGAACAAACUCAGGUGUAAACCACUGGUCCCUUCCGAAACGGUUACUACUGCGCUCAAAGUAUGCCAGGAAUACCUGGAGAGUCUGGAGCACGGAGACAUCGACAAAAGCCUGGAAACACUACUGACACAGGAGCAGUGGGAAGGGUUUCUUAACAGUUAUUAUCUUGUUGCUCAUGGCGGAGCUCAUAUUGAGAAAAGUGAAAAUUUCGUUAGCUCCUGCAAGGCCAUGCUGCAGAAACUUGAGAAAGUUAGCCCACAGCUGGGCAUAGAUGGCACACAAAAUAUCUGGAUCGUCAAACCUGGGGCAAAGUCCAGGGGCAGAGGUAUCAAAUGUGAAAAGCGUCUUGAUCAGAUCCUCAGGCUAGUGAACAUAGACCCAAUGCUUAUCAAGGAAAGCAAGUGGGUGGUGCAAAAGUACAUCGAGAAACCCUUUCUGGUCCACGACACCAAGUUUGACGUGCGCCAGUGGUUUCUGGUCACUGACUGGAACCCUCUGACUGUGUGGUUCUACAAAAAGUGCUAUUUGCGCUUUUCCACCCAGCCGUACUCAUUAGAUACACUGGACAGCUCGGUGCACUUGUGCAAUAACUCCAUCCAGAAGCACCUGAGGCCCUCUCAUCAACGCCAUCACUGCAUUCCACCACACAACAUGUGGUUGGAUGACCAGUUCAAGGCCUUUCUGGCCAGCCAGGGCAAGGAAGCUCUUUGGGAGAGUGUUGUAGUCCUAGGAAUGAAGGCAGCCGUGAUCCACGCACUGAAGACAGCACAGGAUCUGAUAGAGUCUCGCAAGAACACAUUUGAGCUUUAUGGCGCUGAUUUUAUGUUAGACCUCAGCCUGCAACCAUGGUUAAUAGAAAUCAACGCUAGCCCCACAAUGGCACCCUCAACCUGUGUGACCGCCCAGCUCUGCACUGCUGUGCAGGAGGACACAUUACGAGUGGUUCUGGACCGCAGAGUGGACCGUUCCGCAAACACUGGGGACUUUCAGCUCAUAUAUAGGCAGGCGGCGGUAGAAGUCCCACAGUACUUGGGGAUCAACCUGGUUGUUGAGGGCUUUGCUGUUAAAAACCCAUGUGUUUUUCCUCCACUGAAAUCUUCCCAAUUGUCAUCUUCAAAACGGGGGGGUGCAGUCAAAGAAAAGGAAUCUGCACCAGAGAAGGUUCAGCCUCUGCCGAAGGUUAUCCAAAAGGCACAAGAGAACAAGACCAGCAGCAGCGAAGCAUCUCCUGCUCUUCCUCCAGAACCUUCAAUCUCCAGAGUCGCAAUUCAUCUGCCAGUGACAGUUCUUUCAGUUGAUGGAGGCUCUAACUUUGAGCAUUUCUCAAAGAAACAUGCAGAGGUAUUAAAAGUUCAGCCAACAACAGCAACAGAGAAAAAGCAAGCUUCUUUGCGCCUGGUGAUGUUCAACUCAAACAGCCCAGUAAAAUAGCCAGCAGCCCUAUAAGUGCCUAAAAUAUCUUCCAUAAAGGGAUUUUAUUUCCCUUAAAAUAAAAUCUGGGAUUUGGCAU
This is a messenger RNA of Poecilia latipinna (sailfin molly), 2408 nucleotides long. It is a transcript of the gene ttll3, whose product is annotated as tubulin tyrosine ligase-like family, member 3. Gene Ontology annotation, biological process: cilium assembly; cilium movement; protein polyglycylation. NCBI's taxonomy places the organism in Eukaryota, Metazoa, Chordata, Actinopteri, Cyprinodontiformes, Poeciliidae. The transcript has 14 exons. Gene Ontology annotation, molecular function: protein-glycine ligase activity, initiating. The record is from RefSeq and is a predicted model, not a curated record. Gene Ontology annotation, cellular component: microtubule cytoskeleton; axoneme. The coding region runs from base 185 to 2329 and encodes 714 amino acids.